Molecule: messenger RNA, 8986 nt
Organism: Blastomyces dermatitidis ER-3
Lineage: Eukaryota; Fungi; Ascomycota; Eurotiomycetes; Onygenales; Ajellomycetaceae
Exons: 8
Coding region: 4082-8614 (1510 amino acids)
Molecular function (GO): lipid binding
Source: RefSeq, a predicted model, not a curated record
GGGUGAGGCAAACAGCGCUCCUGAAUGUGUAUAAUCUAUCAGUAUGAGCUGAAUGAGGUACUCACCCAAUGGAUCCUUUUCUGGAAGAUUUGGUGAUUUCGGCGCAAGUCACCUUGUCCCGCCUAGAAUGCGAGCUCUGCAUACGAGGAAAUCCUCUUCAAACCCUUGUUUUGUGCUCCGUACGUUAGUUAUGUGUACUUGGCGGUUGGUUCAACCCCGAGUUCGAGGCCAAAUCACACUAUCUUGGGGGUUAGAGGCCACACCAGAGACGCCCACGCGCGGGUUCCCCUAGUCCUAGCCCGCAUGCCUGAACAUACCCUGUAAGGCGGGAGGGACCUUCGGCAGCGUCAAAUGAGGGCUUGAUUUUUGAUGUCGCGGAAGGUCAUCCGUUUUCCCGACCUUCUGCCUGGAACAUGGAUAAACAAGCGCACCUCCGUUUCGGCGAACAUCCUUUUUUUUUCAAGUUGUGAGAAGAUGAGAGGAUGGCUUCUUUCAGUGAUAACUUCUUUGAGUAACUACCCCCUGGGAUUUAUCCUGCUCUUUCUUUCUUUCUCUCUUUCUUUCGCUCUCUUUCUCUCUCUUUUUCUUUGGAAGAAGGUUGUCCCUUGUGGACAUUUGUGUGCAAAUUCAUGUCAUUUUUCGUCUGGUUUACACAUCUAUCUUUAGCCAUGGGGAAACACUAGACGCCCUUCCGAAGAAAGAGUGAUCGAUCGGACGGACAAAAAGGAGAUCACUCUAUCUUAGCCGCGGGGCUCAUCCUCUUUGGAUCUUGAUUUCAACUCCGUACCUGUUGCUAAUGAUCAUUCUUCCUUCUUCUAGCCUCUUGGUACGAGCGACGGUUCGUUUGCGCAGCCAAGCAGCCAAGUCCCAACACCGUGGUUCAUCCGCAGCGGGCUUGCUUCGAACCUUACUGCCGCGGGACAUCUCACUUUUUGCCCAGACCUGUCCCCGAAGCUGACAUGGCUAAGACCGUUUUGGAAGCAAGACAAGAUAUGGUUCUUCUUCCUCUAAUAAUAAUAAUAAUUAAUAAUACUUCCAGUAUUGUGCAGGGAGACUUUUAAGAUACCAUUGUCACUUUCAUCUUGCCCAUACGAAUAAAGGCAGCCCUGGAAGCUUUGUUCCUCGACAUUCCUAAGGCUCCUUACCUUGUCACUAUUGGUCACAAGUCGAGAAAGACGUGAAACCGCUCCCAAGCCCUUCGGGGGACGUUCAUUUAUGUCUAGCGGUUCUUGAAACGGUGAAACAAAAAGGGAAAAGAAAGGGAUAACGAAAAUGAUACAUUUUGGUCGGGUUAUCUACUUACCACAGAAACACAGGAAACAACAGCUUUAUGAUGAGUUAUUUUCUCCAUAGCUGUAUAUUCCGAGCUGGAGCGUUCCACAGAACAAGGGAACACGCAAACCCAGAGACAACAGCCACCAUUCUCGACUCAGCCAGCUUUCACCAGCCUCGUUCUUGUUCGAACAAUAUCCGUCAGAGCCCGAACACGGUCAUCAGCCACACAAUCCAAAAAAAAAAAAAAAAAAAAAAAAAAAAAAAAAAAAAAAAAAGUCCCAAUUUGCUUCGUUCGUGUCCAUCACAUUUUCCUUCCCAUCCGUUCCUCCUUCUCUUGCCAAGUCGCCAGCUUCCAGCUCAGCCAGGCUUGGAUCGCUGAAUCGCUUGGUGUUUGACUAGCUUGUGCUACUAGCGUUUUUGGUAUGGAGCUAGAAAAAGGAAAAUUAAUUACUAGUCGUUCGUACCCUUAGCGGUAGCGAUUUGGCGAGAAUCACCAGCAAGUUCACGAUCGAUCCAGCAAGACCAGGUCCCAGGAGGAUGACGAAUGGCAGCGCAUAGAAAACGAUCCAGUCCGAUUGAACGUUUUAGCUUUCGGAAUGAAUCUUUGUUCCUGUUCAUAUUGGAAUUUUCAAUGGUCGCCGAAUUUGAUUGAAUUAUUGAAGCAGGACGCACGCCAUGACAACAAGGAAGCAAAGGGAUUAUGAAAAAUCGGAGUGGUGUUUGUUUGAGGAACCCCAAAUAUUUUCAAUUUUAACAGAGCCUUGAACGGCGGGGAACUGGCUGGGAUUGUUACAAGAAGAGUGUCAUCACAAAAUCGGGUCUCACCAGUUUUCAGUUUUCUUGGCGGCUCAUUGGGCAGUUGAUUUGGUUGAAAAAUGAGGUUUUGUGAAUGAGACAUUCAGACGGGCGUGGAUUUGCUCAUGCCCGUGCCACGAAGCUAGCCAAGCAUGUAGAUUGACGUGUUCAUAGCAAAUCGCAACACUUAUAAGAAGGAUCCCAUAUCUUCAGAGAUCUGCUGGCUGCUGGCACCCAUCAUCCUGCAUGCCACAAUGAUGGAGGCCUGCGUGCACUUUCGAUCUUCACCAUCAAUUAAUCUGAUCACACAUCGCCAACCUUAACAUGUGACUGUCCACUCCGACUAGAUCCGAAAUUGAGUUUCCCUACUUUUUCCCGGGAUGAGCGCUGGCUGGAAGAGUACUGAUAAUCGCAUCAUGGUCUCUUUUGGGGCGGGGUUAUCCAAAAACACCGUCGUAUACGGUUAUAAGCUAUGUACUCCAUAGUGUGGCCUCUUUUGACCCCAGAAGUAUUUUGAGGUGGCGAAAACUCCCACGAUAAAGUGUUAUUAUGAGAUGCGGAGAAUGAGAUCUGAUUCCAGCUCCACACGGAAUUUCUUUUGCCUCGGCCGGGUCGCCUAGUUAUGCACGAACGUGGGGAUAUCAAACAGGGUGAUUUGGCUGCGUCUGUAAAUGCCUGCAGCUCUUACUGCCUACUGCAUGGCCAUCCGGACUGAGCUCGCCACACGGUGACGAUCGAGAAUCGCUGUACGGAGUAGUCUGGAGACGACGUAGUUUUCAAAUGCUAAGAUAAAAACUGCAUCGACAUGGCGUAAUUUUGACAGCUGUUGUCCUUUCCAAUAUUCUCAGCCACAGAAGGCGUUAGCGCGGGCAAACUAUUCGGACUUUCUCCAUGUAGUUAUCCCUGUAUCGUCUCGGGCAACAAGAUCUGACCGUCCAAGGGACAAAUUCCGCGUAGAAUUCUGCCCUAUUCCUUUCAAGAUGGCUUCUGCUGGUGCUGAGAAUGGAAAAUAGCUCCCAUUUCAUGAUCUGUAUUCUUGAAGGCAGAUAAAAAAAAAAAAAAAAAUUCAAGCAGAAUGGGAGACUGCUUUGAGGAGUUGCCGAAAUGUUUUUAACCCCAACCGCCGGCGUCUACUACAAGGAGAGCUGAAAUCUGGCUGUUUCGAUCCCUGUAAUGUCGUGCAGAAUCAGGUUUGUAGUUGCGUAAAGGGAUUUUUAGGAACUUUUAGGGCACAUCGCUCAGGAGAGUGCUGGACUGUACGGAGUACGGUAAUCUGUACUGUAAGCCCCAUCAUUGCUGCCCGCUAUCGUGGAUUUGUUCUCCACGCUCGCUCCAGGGCGAAGUUUAUUGUUAGUUGCAGGGCAAGAUCGCGCUGGGGCUGCGGUUUCUGUCGUUUUCGUGGCCUUUCGUGUCCUGAGGCGACUGCGAUGAUGGGCAAUUCCCAUUAUUAUUGUUGUUCUUUAGCGGUCAAGAGAGAAAGAAAGAAAGAAGGCAAAAUCCGAAUUAGAUCCUUUUUCUCCUUGUGUUGUUGUUGUUGUUGUGGUGGUGGUGGUGGUGGAGGUUUGUUCUUUCACCUGCUAUGUGUCUCGCCCCAUUAUUAUAUUAUUAUUUAUUUUUACUGCUGCUAUUAUACGCAGCGUAGUUAAAUAUCCUAAAUACUACUUGUACACAGCAAGCCGGCUGCCUGGGCACUCUCUUAUUAUUGCCAACCCACAUUUUCUCCUGGACAGCUCAUCGUCCUGCUGCUGCUGCCAACAAUCCUUCAUCUCCCACAGCCAAUCCAUCUGUAGUGCUUGUCCGCUACCCACGUCAAACUCCUCCAAAGCAGGUCCACGCUGUCCUGCCGGAGCACACCCAAUCAGCUAUCCAAGCUUCAUUGGAGCUUCUCGUAAAGAAUUCGGUCGACUUCAAUCCCUUGUGCGAUCGAUCCUAGCUAAUUCAAGAGCCGCACCCAGUACCCUCUGCUGCCGCAAUCUGCUCUAACCAAGCCGAAUUGAAGCAGUAAGGUGCCAUGGAAAGCCAGCAGUCACAGCCGCCUGCGGUCUCGCCUGAGACCAUCGAGAAGAAGAUGGUUGAGGAGAGCGAACACGUUGGAAUUCCUGCCUUCCAGUUCGAUCCCGAUGCUCCCCCAUCCAAGAAAGCUGAACAGGUAGAAUUGGCGAUACCAUCGGACAUGUUCAAGCAAUCCCAAACAAAGGCCGUCGGUGUCUCUACGGAUAUAGUCAACGGCACUUCGAGUAUAUCGAGCAAAGCUCCCAAAGUAGUCGAUGCCGGUAAACCUGAAGCACCAGCAGAAACGAACGGCGAACUCGAUGAAGCAGCCAGGUGGGAUCGACACAGGACCGGCUGGGCUCCCCGCUUUCAUACACCCGAGGAUGACAUGGAUGAGGGGGACACGCUCUUGGACCAUCAAACAUUCAUCGAAACCAAGUUGGAUGACAAGUUUUUCGGAGAUUGGUAUCAUAACACCGCGGUCAUCAUUUUCGCCUGCCUGGCAUCAUGGGUAAUAGCGCUGCUUGGUGGAGGUUUGGGGUGGGUGUUCAUAGUCAUGGCCGGUUGCGCAUCGUACUACCGCACUUCUAUACGUCGCGUUCGACGAAAUUUCCGAGAUGAUAUCAAUCGCGAGAUGGCAAAAAAUAGACUGGAAACCGAUACGGAAAGCUUGGAAUGGAUUAAUAGUUUCCUCGUGAAAUUUUGGCCUAUUUACGCCCCUGUCCUCUGCGACUCUAUUAUAAACUCCGUCGAUCAGGUUUUGAGCUCUGCUACGCCUGCCUUUCUAGACAAUUUGCGCCUGAAGACCUUUGUCCUUGGAAGCAAACCCCCUCGCCUAGAGCACGUCAAAACCUACCCGAAAACCGAAGUCGACACGGUGCUCAUGGAUUGGAAAUUCAGCUUCACGCCCAAUGACACAAUGGAUCUUACUGCUCGGCAGCUGAAAAAUAAAAUCAACCCCAAGGUCGUACUGGAAGUUCGCAUUGGGAAAGCGCUUGUUUCGAAAGGCCUCGAUGUGAUUGUGGAAGACUUUGCAUUUUCAGGCCUGAUGAGAGUGAAAGUCAAGCUUCAAAUUCCGUUCCCACACAUUGAACGUGUUGACGUCUGCUUCCUUGGCCGCCCAGAAAUCGACUAUGUUUGCAAACCAUUAGGUGGUGAUCUGUUGGGAUUCGACAUCAACUUCAUCCCUGGACUUGAAAGUUUCAUCAAGGAUCAGAUCCACGGAAACCUGGGCCCGAUGAUGUAUGAACCCAAUGUCUUCCCCGUCGAAAUUGCGAAGAUGCUUGCAGGUAACCCGGUAGAUCAAGCUAUCGGUGUGGUCGCAGUCACCAUUCAUGGAGCCUACGGCCUUAAAAAUUCCGACAAGUUCAGCGGCUCUGUGGAUCCUUAUACAGCAGUGUCUAUUAAUAGUAGAACUCCUCUUGGUCGAACAAAAACAAUUCACGAUAACCCCAACCCUAGGUGGAAUGAAACAAUCUACGUUAUCAUCACCUCUUUCACAGAUUCUCUUACUUUCCAUGUCUACGACUGGAACGAGUUCCGGAAGGACAAGGAACUUGGAAUAGCGACAUUCCCAUUGGAGCCUCUCGAGCAUGAGGAUGAACAUGAAAACAUAACCCUUGAGAUUUUAUCCAGUGGCCGACCACGCGGAGGGCUCAUGACUGAUAUUCGCUUUUUCCCUGUCCUGGAGCCGACAACAGUCGAAGGUGGCACCGUGGAGCCCGCUCCGGAAUCUAAUUGUGGAAUUGCAAGGUUUACGAUUGAACAGGCGAAGGAUCUUGACGGAACCAGGAGUCUUAUUGGACAGCUCAACCCAUAUGGUGUCUUGUUGCUGAACGGCAAAGAAAUUCACGUUACUAAUAAGCUGAAGCGGACAAACAACCCGAUUUUCCAAAAUCCCACAAAGGAAGUGUUGGUUACAGAUAGAAAAACGGCGCGAUUUGGUAUGAUGAUCAAAGAUGACCGAGACCUUGCUACUGAUCCUAUUCUCGGAAGAUACCAAAUGAAACUUAAUGACAUGUUGAGAUCGAUGGAGAAAGGCCAAGAAUGGUUCAACCUUGCCGGCGCGAAAACCGGCCGUGUUAAGCUUAAGGUCCAAUGGAAACCUGUGGCCCUCAGGGGAAUAGUUGGUGGUGGAGGGUAUGUUCAUCCCAUCGGCGUCAUGCGUAUACACAUCCAACGUGCCAAAGGCUUAAGGAACGUGGAGACGAUGGGCAAGUCCGACCCGUAUACUCGAGUGCUCCUCUCUGGAAUUGAGAAAGGCCGUACCGUGACGUUCGCAAAUAAUCUUAACCCUGAGUGGGAUGAGGUUAUUUACGUUCCAAUGCACUCUCCACGUGAGAAACUGAUACUCCAGGUUAUGGAUGAGGAAACUAUUGGAAAGGACAGGCCCCUCGGAAUGGUCGAACUAUCAGCCGCUGACUACAUCCGUGAAAACGAGAAUGGCGAAUAUGAAGUUGACGAUGAGAAGCAACAGAUGUCCAGUGGCCUCCGUAUUGGCGGACGCGGCCCGGCCAAGGGCAUCCUCGAUUAUACUGUUGCUUUCUAUCCCACUCUUAACGUCAUCGAUCCUGAGGAAGAGGAGGAAGAGGAGGCCACUCGCGCAGCUAUGGCUAGCGAAAUGCCCAUGGAUGGUCCCAGAAAGAGCCUCGAAAGUGGCCGUGCAAGCCUUGAAAAUGGCACCAACGGCACCAACGGCACUAGACCUAGCACUGAUGCCAGAACAAAUGGUGCUUCAAGCCUUGAUGCUCCCUCUUCAUCAAAGGGACCGUCAUCCAAUACCUCCCAAGAUUCACUGAAAUUGCCUACUCCUCCUAAAAUUCGCCUUACCCCACAAGAUCUUUCUCAAUACGAGUCUGGAUUGAUCGUUUUCAAGCUCAUCGACGGCCAGCUGGCACAUUCAAAUGUCCAACUUGAAGUUUUGAUGGAUGAUCAUGUAUUCCCAUCGUAUACCUCGCCUCGAACAAAAUCUAAAGAAGCUGUGUUUGGCGAUGUUGGCGAUGCAUUUGUCCGUGAACUUGAAGUAUCGAAAAUCACUCUCCGCCUCGUUGAAAAAACGGAUACCAAAGGAGAAGAGGAUGCCAAUCACGCUUUAGCCAAGCUCACUGGUCCGACGCUGCCCACGCUUCAACAAUGUCUGAACAAACCCACGCAACUAACGCUUAGGUCAAAUGACGGUUCGACGAGCAAAAUAACUGUCAGCCUGAAAUACAUUCCUGUGAAGAUGAAGCUGGACCCUAGGGAAAGUAUUAAUAAUAUGGGGACACUUCGUGUCGACGUUUUGGAUGCUGCUGAUUUACCUUCCGCUGACCGCAAUGGAUUCAGCGACCCAUACUGCAAGUUUAAGCUGAAUGGCAAAGAAGUUUUCAAAACCAAGGUGCAGAAAAAGACUCUACAUCCCGCCUGGAAUGAAUUUUUCGAAUGCUCUGUCAAGUCUAGAAUUGGUGCGGACUUGAGACUCGAGGUGUACGACUGGGAUUUCGGUGACAGGGCGGAUCACCUAGGUGGAACGGAUAUCAACCUUGAGAAAUUGGAACCGUUCAUUGCCUCGGAAAUUUCGUAUCCGCUUGAUGGGAAAUCUGGUGCGGUACGACUCAAGCUGCUUUUCAAACCAGUUUAUGUGAUGAGGUCUCGGCAAGGUUCAUCUACAUUCUCCGGCACAUUUGCCGCUCCAGGUAAAAUUGUCGGUGCGCCCGUUAAGGGAGUAGGAUUCGUUGGCGGCGGCGUUGUUAAAGGUGCAUCUUUCAUUAAACACAGCAUUCUUCGUCGCGGUGGUAGCAAGGACGACGAUGACGACAAGUCCAUUACUUUACCAGAACCAUCAGGGGGGGAGAACCUCGCAAUUCCCACCAUGGCAGUCACACCAAGUGACACGCCGCAGAGAGCAUCAGCCCUUGUUGACGGAGCCGCACCCCCGUUAACCCCUACACCAAGCACCCCUCAGACACCACACAGCCGUUCUCGUAGCAUUGCCUCCCAAUUCAAUGAAAAGAUUGGACGGAGUGGUGGAAGCAAAGGAGAUACCGGGACAGCAAACUUCACCAUCAUUUCCGCUGCAGGGUAUCCUUCCGGAACCAAUGUGCGCGUCACAGUCAAACAGAUAACUUCCAAGGGCGCGAAAGAAGUACACAAAACCAAGGCCAUAAAGUCAGCUCACCACUCUGGAUCAUCAACUCCUUCUACAACGCCUACCGUCCAGUUUGACCCUUCCCAUGAAACUUUCAAGGUCUCCAACGUUGCCGCGGACGCGCAGUUCCAACUACAAGUGAAGGACCAUGCUACCUUUGGGUCAGACGAUCUUUUGGGAGAGGCAUUGUUCUUUGUUGAUGACCAAGGGUCUAGUGUUGGAAGGGAGCACACCGUCAGAGUUGGCAGUGGUACGGUGACGCUGAAAUCGGCAUUUUUAUCGGCAGAGACUUCGUCUCUGCGUCCUGGUACCUCGUACUCGGCCACAGGCGAUAAACUGGACAACGUUGACAGCCCAGAGCGGAAGCCGAGAAGGAGCUUCUUGGCGAAACGAUCGGUGAGCGGGGCGGUGCCUAAUGGUGAUUGAGAGAAGUGGCGAACUGGUGGCCGUAUGUUGUUUUGACGGAUGUUUGAGACUUUUCUUCAUCUCUUUGUUCAUCAAUAUAAUUUUAUACCUUUUCAGGCCCUAUAGUUCUUUUUUCUUCUUCGUUUCUGGAUUUUGGGUUGGGGGGUUAUUGUCGAAUUGCUCUUAUCCUCUUAUCAUUUUUCUCUCUUCUUCUGUUUUCGGGUUUCAGCUUCCAUACUUUCAUUUCCCUGGUGGUAUUUCCGUUGCGAGAGAUUAGUUGGCUUCUCUUUUUGUGGGAACCUGUCUGCGCAGUCGUUUGUUAUUUUUUUUUUUUUUAAUUUGCUAUUUAUCUUUGUUAUCACCCCUUUUGUUUUCAUACAUACCAUUGUUUUU